Astyanax mexicanus (Mexican tetra) is the source of this 3495-nucleotide messenger RNA. It is a transcript of the gene ptprjb.2, whose product is annotated as zic family member 2 (odd-paired homolog, Drosophila), a. Lineage: Eukaryota; Metazoa; Chordata; Actinopteri; Characiformes; Acestrorhamphidae. The record is from RefSeq and is a predicted model, not a curated record. Gene Ontology annotation, molecular function: RNA polymerase II cis-regulatory region sequence-specific DNA binding; DNA-binding transcription factor activity, RNA polymerase II-specific. Gene Ontology annotation, biological process: regulation of transcription by RNA polymerase II; central nervous system development. The coding region runs from base 1302 to 2648 and encodes 448 amino acids. The transcript has 3 exons. Gene Ontology annotation, cellular component: nucleus.
GGGGGCCAAGACUAACAUUGUCUGUAUUACAGUAAAUUACUUAUAAAUAGAAACAAUAGCUAUCCAGGGAUAGUUAACUCGGCCCUUUUAAUAUUACUGGUUGAAAAUUCAAGACCCGACACUCUGCUUUUCACUCUGUUAUCUGCCUAUUUUCCGCUCCUACACCUCUAAAUGGUGACACACACGUCCGGGCAGCCAGCAAACAAUUUCACGUACAAUCCAUGUGUCCAUGAUUCUGCUCCUAUAAUAUGCUUUUACCACUGGCUAAAUUCUGUUUGUUUACUACAUUAUGAGUACUUACGUACAAAUCGAGCCAGGCCUACCACGAAUUAUGGUUCUUACGUUUUCUACAUUAACCAAACUGUCUGGUAGAUUACGGUUUUGUUCUGGGCAUUAAUUAGAUUCACCCGAACUGGCUUUUAUAAAAUAGUCAAAGUAAUAACCGAAGAAGGAAACGAUUUAGUAUUUCUCUUUAUAUUUCCAGUCUGCGCGGUUGUACUUUGUCAAACGUACUCUAUAAGCACUCAUAGGUGUUUUCCGUUCGUUAUAAACGCAUUCCUGAUGGUGUAAUAAAAGGAUAGUAGCCUGUGUUGCUUUGCUAUCCUCCCCCAGAACAAGACUCACAGAAAAAGUAGGCGGUAAUUUUCAGUGGAAAAUGGCGAUCACCUAUUAGUUGCCGAUAUGUUACCCGUGAUUGGCGGGCCGUGUGGGAUUGACGCGGCGCCGUAGCCAAUGAGAGCGCGGCAAGCGGAGUGCCGGGUUCCAGUUAAAGGGGGCGUAAGAGGAGGUAGGGCCAGUCCACUGAGAAAGAGAGACCCUCCGAGAUAAACACAGCCAAGCGAAAGAAAUAAACACUCUAAUCCGAGAUGCUUCGAGAAGUGGUCCUUCGUUUAAAGAAGUAAGAACGGUCGUGUUUUGCUUUUUUUUCGUUUAAUUUGGUAAAAACAAACAAGAAAUACCAGCACAUCGACUUAUUUUGAACGGAAAGACGCAAAGGAAUCUGUUCCAUUCUUUUCAUGGGAUUUUUAAGUUGCAAGUUAUCCUGAAGAAAAAAAAUCCUGACCAGCCGAGUAAGAAAGCUUGUUGUGUGUGCGUGUGUGAUUGUUUUCUCCUGUGAGCGGAUCAGCACCCAGAAGUUCACCUCAUGUCGUGUUUUCAAUAUUGGAAGUUAAUACUUCCCUAGCCAAUUGCAUUGUUUUUUUUUGUUGUUGUUGUUAUUGUUUAUUUGUUUAUUUCGCGUUCGUUCUUGGGCCGCUGCACACAGACUGCCUUGAGCUCCAUCUACAUCGAUCGACAAGGCGAUGCUACUGGACGCUGGUCAUCAGUUCCCCGGCUUGGGAGUUGGAACGUUCGCGAGGCACCACGCGGCCGGCGACAUGCAGGACAGGGACUUGAGUUUAGCGCAGAACAGCUUCGUAGACUCGGCGCACAUGGGCGCCUUCAAACUGAACCACGAGCUCUCCCCGGGACAGAGUUCGGCGUUCACAUCCCAGGCACCCGCAUACCCCGCAGCGGCACUGGGCGCACACGCCGCCCAUGUCACAUCGUACGCUAGCUCACCGUUCAACUCCACACGGGACUUUUUGUUUCGCAGCCGUGGCUUCGGUGACUCGUCGCCGGCGGGCGGCCAGCACGCCAUCUUCGGCCCCGCCGCCAGCUCGCUGCACCACUCGCAUGCGGACAGCCAGGGCCACAUCCUUUUCCCGGGCAUCCAUGAGCAGCACGGCUCGCACGGCUCGCCCAACGUACUCAACGGGCAGAUGCGCCUGGGGCUCGCGGGCGAGGUGUUUGGGCGCUCCGAACAGUACCACCAGGUAUCCAGUCCGCGGGCCGACCCCUACUCGGCCGCGCAGCUGCACAACCAGUACGGCUCCAUGAACAUGAACAUGGGCAUGAACAUGGCAGCGCACCACCACCAUCACCACCACCACCCCGGUGCCUUCUUCCGAUAUAUGAGACAGCAAUGCAUCAAGCAGGAGCUCAUCUGCAAGUGGAUCGACCCGGAGCAGCUAAGUAACCCCAAGAAGAGUUGCAAUAAAACUUUCAGCACCAUGCACGAGCUCGUCACGCACGUCUCCGUGGAGCACGUCGGCGGACCCGAACAGAGCAACCACAUAUGCUUCUGGGAGGACUGUCCACGGGAAAGCAAGCCCUUCAAAGCCAAAUACAAGCUGGUCAACCAUAUCCGCGUGCACACGGGAGAGAAGCCGUUCCCCUGCCCUUUCCCGGGCUGUGGCAAGGUCUUCGCGCGGUCGGAGAACCUAAAGAUUCACAAGAGGACGCAUACAGGGGAGAAACCGUUUCAGUGUGAGUUUGAAGGCUGCGACAGACGCUUCGCGAACAGCAGUGACCGAAAGAAGCACAUGCACGUUCACACUUCAGACAAACCGUAUCUGUGCAAAAUGUGCGACAAGUCAUACACACACCCCAGCUCCCUGCGAAAGCACAUGAAGGUUCACGAAUCGUCGCCACCAGCCUCUGACUCGUCGCCAGCAGCCAGCUCUGGCUACGAGUCCUCCACGCCCCCCGGCCUGGUGUCCCCCUCCACCGAGACCCAAAGCAACACCAAUCUGUCGCCUUCUUCAGCGGUGCACACCUCAAACGGACACAGCAGCCUGUCGUCUAACUUCAGUGAGUGGUAUGUGUAGGACUGUGCCAAUCCACAGAGAAGCAUCUCACACACGACUCCAGAAAAGAACGGAGUCUGUUUAAGACUUGUACAAGUAAAACCACACAAACGAACACAUACAAACGAACUAUACGAAAGGCUAUUCCAACGGGAGUGAUCCUCACCCAUCGAAGAGACGUUCACGAGACGCACUGCUUAUUUUGUAAAUAAUAUACGCCCUCUUUCCCAAUGGUUGUAAUAGAUUUUGUCGUUUUUUUGGUGUAUAGAUGUUACUUCAAUGGUAGCUAUUUCUCUAACCGGACUUUUUAGUGCACAUAUUACGAUUAAAAAUAAAAACAAGAGAAGAAACAGAAGUUGUAUUAUGGUAAUAAAUAUUGUGAUCCCAUUAAGGCAAACUGAUUGUACCUAAACAUCUAUUAACUGGAAAGAGUGCCAAAGUCAAACACCUUACCGAGACAACACAAUAUUUGCUUGUGAAUGUAUAUUUUUAGUUUGCUGGGCUUAACUUGUGACGUCUUUUUUAUUUUUUGUGCUUUGCAAGUUGGAAUUGUGAAAUAUAUUUGGAAGACUGUGAGGAAAAUAAACGUCGUGCCGUUAAAUUUUCUGUAACCACACCCUUCCUAUUGUAAAUAUCGACUGCCAUAUUUAUCCAUUUGUAAUUAAAUUAUGGUAUUUACUUGCUACAGAUGAAACAAUAUUUAUAAAGAAUGUUUCUUUACUAUAAAUAUGUACAAUUAAGAGCUGAACAUGGGCAGGUGUUUUGUUAUGUGUUUUUGUUCAAAGUUUAAGAGUUGUUUCCUUCAUUAUUGUGAUAAAAAAUUACUGCAUACAAAUAUAAUAAAAUGUGGUGCAAGUGUUAAACUGUU